GGUCAAAGGGAUGCGUGCGCGCCUAAACAGAAUCGGUAACAAAAAACUACAGAUUUCAAAUUAGGUUGGACACCAUACGACCGUAGCCAUCCGUAUCACAUCUUCACGGAACUGAACAACUAUGGAUGAAUUGCUUAUUUUAAUUGUUUCCAAGGGAACGCUCUGAAGAGAAGAAAUGUCUGGGUAAAGUUCAGAUACACUCGGUUAUAUAUAUGAUUGUCUUUGCCUGCGCAAUAAUUACACUUUGAGAAGAGACUGAAACAAUCAUUCACCUGGACAAACCUGAGUUCAAUUCAAGCUUAUUUUACACCUGUGACCUGAUACUGGUCCGAUUUUGGAUGAGGAGAGUAUAUGCCAAAUUGAUAUAAUUAAAAUCAAACGAACGAUGACAAUUAAAACCGUGGAACUGUUUCAAACCGAAUUCAUCAUGCGAAUAUUUUAAAGACAAGGUAGGAGUUAAGGAAUACUGUAUCGGCUACUAGGCUUAUAAUAAGGGUUUUGUCGGGAUGAUGCGACUGCUAAACUACCUCUUGCUGGGCUACCUGACCUGGAAUCUACGGAUAUCAGACGCACAAGGGGAGUACUGCCAUGGGUGGCUGGACAGUAAUGGAAAUUACCACGAAGGCUUUCAAUGUCCGGAGGACUUUGACUCCAUGGACGCGACCGUGUGCUGCGGGUCUUGCUCCCUGCGGUACUGUUGCGCGGCUGUGGACGCACGGCUGGACCAGGGAAGCUGUACCAACGACCGAGAACUGAAUAACACGGAGUUUGCAGCGCAGCCUAUCUACGUGCCCUUCCUGAUGGUGGGCUCCAUCUUUGUGGCCUUCGUGGUGGUGGGCUCCCUGGUUGCCGUCUACUGUUGCACCUGCCUGCGGCCCAAACAGCCUACCCAGCAGGCUCUCCGCUUCACACUGCGCAACUGCCAGGGCGAGACCAUCCCCAUGAUCCUGACCACUGCGCCAGCCAGCCUGCGCACCCCCUCGCGCCAGUCCAGCACGGCCACCAGUUCCAGCUCAGCUGGCGGGAGCAGCUCGGUGCGCCGCUUUUCCCUCGGAGGUCAGGGGCAGCAGCACGGGUGCUUGGUGUCAGCGUCUGCACCAAGCACCCGUGUCUUCACCUCCCCCUCCACACCCCAGCCGCUACUCCCUCCACCCCCCUACACCUCCCCUGCAGCCUGCAUGCCAGACGGGCACCAGCACCCUCACUCCCAUGCCCAGCUGCAGCUGCACCAGCCCAUGCACCCACACCAACAGCCUCACCUGGCCCAGGGCACGGGCUUCCUGCUGCCCCAGCAGUACUUCUUCCCCCUACAGCCGGAGCCCUUCUCCGGGGCUAAGGGCUUUGCAGACUUUGGACAGAGCUGACGGGGCUUCCUUGGCAACGAGUAGGUGGAUUACAGGAGCACACUGUGGGACACACUGUGGGACGUGAGUAGGGUCAUGUUCAUUAAGCACUAAACAGAAGAAAACAGACUGAAACAACAGGAAGGGACUACCUGAACCUGCCCAGUAUGACUUUGUUUUAAAUCAGUGAACUGUACUGAACAUGACCUUGGUGUGUUUUGUGGACAGACACACAGUCAUCGGCUACCGGGAGGACUGCCCUGACAUGCACUGCAGUAGGCCUGUUGAAUGGAGACUGGGAGACAGGAGGCUGUGUUCAAGAUAAACCACAAGAAAGCUUCCUAGUCGAGCAGAGUACAUGAGAGUAUUGUCUCUCUAAAUUACAGGAAUGGACUUCUGCUCAGAACAGACAGGACUGUUUAUUGGUCAAUAUUGUUUUCAAUGUUAUGCACUUUUUUUAUAUAUACAUUUCUAUUGUAAACACUACUCCGUCUUCCCUUUCUUUUAUACACAAUUUGGUUAAAUGGUGAUGUUAAAUUGUCACUAACUUUUGUGGCAGCAACAUUAUUAAGAAGUGUUCUUGACAUUUUGUUGCGAGCUGCAGGACAUUUAAUCAAAUUAUCAUUUUGACAAUUGCAAAUCCCUAAAAGAGGGGAAGGACUGACACCAAGUUGUGCAGUAGGGUGAACAAAGCCAAAGGAUGUACUGUGUGUACAGUGCUCACUGGCUGGUUUGUUUUUAUUUAAUGAUAUUAGUCAACACCAGUAUCUAAUUAGUAUUCUAAUGACUAAUUCUAUGAUUGUGAGUACUUGUCAUGCAAUGCUACAACUAGAAGUACAUUUAAAAAAUAUAAAACACUCAAUAGUUGGUCAGUAUUUUCGAAAAUUAAACCUACUCUUUAAUAAUCCAAGAUUGAAUGGUUGAGAAUUGCUUAAUUGCUCACUUACGGAUACAUUUUGUACUAACUUGUGAAAAUGGCAACGGUUUCCUUUAUGCUGUUAGAGUCACAAUCCUGAGUUUGUGUUUCACCUUUUAGCCUCCAUAUUUGGUUUAUUAAUGUACUACUUAUUAUACUGAAGAGAGGGGAUGCAAAGAUAUUCACAAACAUGGAUGACACAUUGAAUACAUGUGACAGAGACUCUACAAGCCAAAAUGUUGUCUUUACAGAUAGCGGAGUCCCCCUUUUUCUCCAGCCUCAGACAUAUAGGCAACUGAAACUGUUCAUAAAGGCUACCUGUCAAACAAUCUUCACAUGAGGAAUGUGGCAACGAGAUCAGUCAUUGUCAAUGCUCAAUGAGCCUGUCAUGGCCACAGUGUUCAAAACAACUGGUCCCAGAAAUAGGGAAAAGUUUUGGGUUGGAUGAGCAGGUCUGGCAAGAAUCCAAAGACUUCUCUGUACCCUAGUCAUUUAAGUGUGAAAUAAACUUGGCAAUCACUGACCUAUUAUGGCAGAUUAGAUACAAUAGAUCAUAUAGUGGAUCAUGUUUGGCGCUAGACGGAGUCUUCCGAACAAAGGAAAAAUUACAGCAAUUCCCAGAGAUGACUGCCACGACAAUCUUUGGGUAUUGCUGUCCUUUUUUCUUUUUUGGAAGGCUCAAAAUCUACAAUGUUUACCCAGACAAGCAUCCUGUUCCAAUAGAAACCUUUGGUAGCACAUGCAUACUACUCCUUGGAGCUCUUUGUGCUAAAGUUGCACAGAUGUCAACACAAUUGAUUUUCUAUACAUUUGGUUAUGCUUGGACACUUCUGGUUUUUAAAAACACAUGAAAAAGUCAUCGUCUUUCAGAUACUGUCUUCUAGAUGGUUCUGUAUAAUACUGCUCUAAAUCUAUUUAGAACGCAAAGAAAAUACCUCACAGAUUGAAUUGUUUUUGAAGUUAUAUUGACAGUAAUCCAAGGACUCUUGUAUGAAUACUCUAGCAAGGGUACACCUAGUCAGGAAAAUAUGUAUUUCAUGAACUAACGACUAAAGAGAAACCAUCUAGGUUGGUUUUGUGACAUUGCGUCAAUCAGAGACAAAUUAUUGUAAUUAUAACGAAAAGGAUAUUCUACCACAGUAAACCUCAGAUCACCAGUCACCAGGGAGUACAACGUCACCAUAAUGACGACAUUUCUUUGUUUGUCACGCAUGGAAGGGAACUAUGUUUUCCGUCUUCCCUGCCUUUUCCUGUUUAGGUUCUCAUUGCUCUGCAGGUCCUGUUUGCUACCACACACACAGGCAUAUUAUUCGAUGGGGAAAACAACUAGCUGCCUCCCCUAAUUUUGGACGUUUACAAAGUCCGAAAUGAGGGAUGGCACCUUGUGCCCUACUUCCGACCAUAGUAGUACACUGUAUACAGGGUGCCGUUUGAGAUGCAGCAUAGAUAAUGUGAUGGUGGAAUAUUCCAUUUCUAUGACGGUAGGUCAGAGAUGAUGACAAAGGUUGGUUUCCUU
Molecule: messenger RNA, 3775 nt
Organism: Oncorhynchus tshawytscha (Chinook salmon)
Lineage: Eukaryota; Metazoa; Chordata; Actinopteri; Salmoniformes; Salmonidae
Product: protein shisa-3 homolog
Exons: 2
Coding region: 507-1364 (285 amino acids)
Source: RefSeq, a predicted model, not a curated record